CACGUGUGCCGUGUUCCCCCGCAGGCCCGGUGCCGGUUCCCGUGCCCGUUCCCGGUUCCCUCGUAGGCCCGCUGCCCGCGGCGCGUCCCCGGCACGAUGUCUCGAAGAUAUGACUCCAGAACUACCAUAUUUUCUCCUGAAGGUCGCCUGUACCAGGUGGAGUAUGCCAUGGAAGCCAUCGGACACGCAGGCACCUGCCUGGGAAUUCUGGCCAACGACGGAGUCCUGCUGGCGGCAGAGAGACGCAACAUCCACAAGCUGCUCGAUGAGGUGUUCUUCUCAGAGAAAAUCUACAAACUGAACGAGGACAUGGCUUGCAGUGUGGCAGGAAUCACUUCAGAUGCCAAUGUUCUAACAAACGAGCUCAGACUGAUUGCACAGAGGUAUUUGUUACAAUAUCAAGAGCCCAUUCCUUGUGAACAACUGGUAACAGCGCUGUGUGAUAUCAAGCAGGCUUACACACAGUUUGGAGGAAAACGCCCUUUUGGUGUGUCGUUGCUCUAUAUUGGCUGGGAUAAGCAUUAUGGAUUUCAGCUGUACCAGAGUGAUCCCAGUGGAAAUUAUGGAGGCUGGAAAGCUACGUGCAUUGGGAAUAACAGCGCUGCAGCCGUGUCAAUGCUAAAGCAGGACUACAAGGAAGGAGAAAUGACCUUAAAGACCGCGCUGGCACUGGCCAUCAAGGUCCUGAACAAAACCAUGGACGUCAGCAAGCUCUCUGCAGAGAAAGUUGAAAUUGCAACACUGACGAGAGAGAACGGAAAGACAGUGAUAAGGGUUCUGAAGCAGAAGGAGGUGGAACAAUUGAUUAAGCAACAUGAGGAGGAGGAGGCGAAAGCUGAACGUGAAAAGAAGGAAAAGGAACAAAAAGAGAAGGAGAAAUAGAGUAUGAAAUCAAGUGUUCUCUAGAUAAUAAAGGACCUGCUUCAGUAAAAGAUAAUCUGGAUUUCUGUCUAGUAGAAGCCAUGGAGGACCCAGAAUUACUUUUGAUGAACCAGGUCCUUAAUCAUCAUUUAGAUAAUUAGUUUACCGCUCCUUACAUUGACCAAUAAUUGCUUUAAUUCUUGAACACUCUAUUUCUUUCAUCUUCUAUUUUUUUUUUUAAUGGAAUAAAAUUUAAGAAGAAUA
Molecule: messenger RNA, 1125 nt
Organism: Empidonax traillii (willow flycatcher)
Lineage: Eukaryota; Metazoa; Chordata; Aves; Passeriformes; Tyrannidae
Gene: PSMA4
Product: proteasome subunit alpha 4
Exons: 8
Coding region: 97-882 (261 amino acids)
Biological process (GO): ubiquitin-dependent protein catabolic process
Cellular component (GO): nucleus; proteasome core complex, alpha-subunit complex; cytosol
Source: RefSeq, a predicted model, not a curated record